AUGACUCGUUUCUGGAAACGUGCUGGUGUCAGAGAGGAAAAAGACAGCAUUACCGUUGUUCUUGACAAACGUAAUUUGCGUACACCCAGUAAGAAUGUUGUACAAUUCCCUGUCAAACAAAGAGAAUUAGCAUUGUUGACAGCUGCUGAAUGGGAUGCCCAAACCAAGAACUUGAAGGCACACACUUUACCUUUGACGUCCAUUGUUGCUCGUGCCAUUGAUGCCUUUGAUCCUGCCCAUGCUGAAGAUUUAACAGUACGUGGAGCGGUUAUUGACAAAUUGAUGGUGUACUUUGACACCGAUGCCAUUUGUUACCAUGAGGAAUUUCCCGAGAUCUUGACAGAACUUCAAGACAAAUAUUGGAAACCCAUUCUCGAUUGGACACGCAACGAAUUUGACGUUCAAAUCAAUACCACGACCGAUAUUUUCGCCAUCACCCAACCUGACGAGACUAAGGCCAAGUUCAGAGCCAUCAUCGAUCAAAUGGGUCCCUUGGAAUUAUCCGCUUUUGAAAAAGCUGUCUUGAGUUCCAAGAGUUUCUUGAUUGGUUUUGCUCUUGUGCAUCAAGGUAUCUCCGUUGAACAUGCUGCUUGUGCUGCUCAAGUCGAAAUGAAUGCUCAAAUGGAUCGUUGGGGAGAAGUUGAAGACAGUCAUGAUGUUGAACGUGAAUAUAUCAGACAAACACUUGGCUCUGUGGCCAUUGCUUUGAUGGAUAAACAUCAAGGUUAA
This is a messenger RNA of Mucor mucedo, 729 nucleotides long. RefSeq lists its product as uncharacterized. The transcript has 4 exons. Lineage: Eukaryota; Fungi; Mucoromycota; Mucoromycetes; Mucorales; Mucoraceae. The coding region runs from base 1 to 729 and encodes 242 amino acids. Gene Ontology annotation, cellular component: mitochondrion. Gene Ontology annotation, biological process: mitochondrial proton-transporting ATP synthase complex assembly. The record is from RefSeq and is a predicted model, not a curated record.